Messenger RNA from Cyprinus carpio (common carp), 8850 nucleotides. RefSeq names its product E3 ubiquitin-protein ligase HECTD1-like. Lineage: Eukaryota; Metazoa; Chordata; Actinopteri; Cypriniformes; Cyprinidae. Gene Ontology annotation, cellular component: nuclear speck. Gene Ontology annotation, biological process: proteasome-mediated ubiquitin-dependent protein catabolic process; anatomical structure development; protein K63-linked ubiquitination. The record is from RefSeq and is a predicted model, not a curated record. Gene Ontology annotation, molecular function: metal ion binding; protein binding; ubiquitin protein ligase activity.
GCCGCAUCGCUGCGUGUUUCUCACUGCUGCUGCGGAGCCUCGUGAUAUGCGGAGCCUCGAUUAGUCCUUUCGACGGCUCUCCAUUUCACUCAAUAUUUCACCCGUCGCCUUCCCGUUCACUUUGACCUCUACCUUACAGCAAACAGGAGCGGGGAAUGAAACAAUAUUCACAUCUUGCCGUCUGACAACGCCAUCCAGAGAAUUUUGUCCACCCUGUGUGUUUUUUCUUAUCUUCUCGUCGUUCGGCGAUAAAUGGUGAAGACUUGAUGAGACAACUAGAGGACCAGUGACUGCCCUGUUCAUUUCUCUCCUGCUGCCGGCGGGGUUUCUGGGUGUUGGGUGGGUAGGGUAGUGAGGUGACAUGGCGGACGUGGACCCAGACACAUUGCUGGAGUGGCUGCAGAUGGGACAGGGUGAUGAGAGGGAUAUGCAGCUCAUCGCGCUGGAGCAGCUCUGCAUGCUGUUGCUCAUGUCAGACAAUGUUGACCGCUGCUUCGAAACGUGUCCUCCACGGACAUUUCUCCCAGCUCUGUGUAAGAUCUUCCUGGAUGAGAGCGCACCAGAUAAUGUGCUGGAAGUGACAGCCAGGGCCAUCACCUACUACCUGGAUGUGUCUGCUGAAUGCACCCGCAGGAUUGUGGGAGUAGAUGGAGCCAUCAAAGCCCUGUGUAACCGGCUAGUGGUGGUGGAGCUCAACAACAGAACCAGCAGAGAUCUGGCUGAACAAUGUGUAAAGGUUCUGGAGCUAAUCUGCACACGGGAGUCUGGAGCUGUAUUUGAAGCGGGUGGACUGAACUGUGUGCUGAGCUUCAUAAGGGACAGCGGUCAUCUUGUGCACAAGGACACAUUGCACUCUGCCAUGGCAGUAGUUUCUCGUCUCUGUAGUAAGAUGGAGCCACAAGACUCUUCCCUAGAGACAUGUGUGGAGUCCCUCUCUAGGCUGCUGAAACAUGAAGACCACCAGGUGUCUGAUGGAGCUCUUCGUUGCUUCGCUUCACUGGCGGACCGGUUUACGCGGCGAGGAGUUGAUCCAGCCCCAUUAGCUAAGCAUGGACUGACAGAAGAGCUGCUGUCCCGUAUGGCUGCGGCAGGAGGGACGACAUCUGGACCCUCCUCCACCUGCAAGCCUGGCAGGACCUCUAGUGGAGCCACUCCAUCUGCUGCGGACUCUAAACUGAGCAACCAAGUGUCCACCAUUGUCAGCCUUCUGUCCACACUCUGCAGAGGCUCACCACUUGUCACACAUGAUCUUCUGCGCUCAAUGCUGCCUGACUCUAUGGAGAGUGCUCUACAGGGGGAUGAGCGCUGUGUGCUGGACACCAUGCGGCUGGUGGACCUACUGCUUGUGCUGCUCUUUGAGGGACGCAAGGCUUUACCCAAAUCUACAGCUGGUUCUACCGGCCGUAUCCCUGGUCUGCGGCGUCUUGACAGCUCCGGGGAACGCUCUCACCGACAGCUUAUUGAUUGCAUACGCAGCAAAGACACAGAUGCUCUCAUCGAUGCCAUUGACACCGGUGCAUUUGAAGUAAAUUUCAUGGAUGAUGUAGGACAGACUCUCUUGAACUGGGCAUCUGCAUUUGGAACACAAGAGAUGGUGGAGUUCCUCUGCGAGAGAGGUGCUGAUGUCAAUAGAGGCCAGAGGUCAUCCUCUCUGCACUAUGCUGCCUGUUUUGGCAGGCCACAAGUAGCCAAGACUUUACUGCGCCAUGGGGCCAACCCUGACCUGAGAGAUGAAGAUGGGAAAACACCAUUGGACAAAGCUAGAGAGAGGGGACACAGUGAGGUUGUAGCAAUUCUCCAGUCUCCUGGAGACUGGAUGUGUCCUGUCAACAAGGGGGAUGACAAGAAAAAGAAGGAUGUUAAUAAAGAAGAGGAAGAGGGCAGUGAGCCGAAAGGUGACCCUGAGAUGGCGCCCAUCUACCUGAAAAGGCUGCUCCCAGUAUUUGCACAGACCUUUCAGCAAACCAUGCUGCCUUCAAUAAGGAAAGCUAGUUUAGCUCUGAUCAGAAAAAUGGUGCACUACAGUUCUGAAGUUCUACUUAAGGAAGUGUGUGACUCUGAUGCUGGACACAACUUGCCCACUGUACUUGUGGAGAUCACUGCAACUGUGCUGGAUCAGGAGGACGAUGAUGAUGGUCACCUGCUGGCACUGCAGAUCAUUAGAGAUCUAGUGGAUAAGGGAGGUGACGUGUUCUUAGAUCAGCUGGCCAGGCUGGGGGUCAUUAAUAAGGUAUCCACUCUGGCAGGACCCACAUCAGAUGAUGAAAAUGAGGAAGAGGCCAAGCCUGAGAAGGAUGAUGAACCACAAGAGGAUGCCAAAGAGAUCCAGCAGGGGAAGCCUUACCACUGGAGAGACUGGUCCAUCAUCAGAGGCAGGGACUGUCUCUAUAUCUGGAGUGAUGCAGCUGCUUUGGAGCUUUCCAAUGGCAGCAAUGGUUGGUUCCGCUUUAUUCUGGAUGGUAAACUGGCCACCAUGUACUCCAGUGGAAGCCCAGAGGGUGGCUCUGACAGCUCGGAGAGCAGAAGUGAGUUUCUGGAGAAGCUGCAGCGUGCUAGAAGUCAGGUCAAACCGGUGACAGGCAGCCAGCCCAUCCUGUCCACACAGGGCCCCACCAAACUCACCGUGGGGAACUGGUCUCUAACUUGUCUGAAAGAGGGUGAGAUUGCCAUCCAUAAUUCAGAUGGCCAGCAGGCCACCAUCCUGAAAGAGGACCUACCGGGUUUUGUGUUUGAGUCAAACCGAGGCACUAAGCACUCUUUCACUGCAGAAACCUCUCUAGGGUCCGAGUUUGUUACUGGCUGGACUGGUAAGCGAGGAAGAAAGCUCAAAUCCAAAUUGGAAAAAACUAAACAAAGGGUAAAAACCAUGGCCAGAGAUCUGUAUGACGAUCACUUCAAGGCUGUGGAGAGUAUGCCGAGAGGUGUGGUGGUCACUCUGAGAAACAUCGCCACACAGCUAGAGUUACAUACUAACAGACAGUGCAUUGAAGGUGAAAACACAUGGCGAGACCUCAUGAAAACAGCUCUGGAGAAUUUAAUAGUUGUUCUUAAAGAUGAGAACACCAUUUCUCCAUAUGAAAUGUGCAGCAGUGGCCUCGUACAAGCACUUUUUACUGUCCUUAGCAAUAGUGUGGAGCUAGAUGUGAAACAUGAUUGUAAGCCUCUGAUGGAAAGAAUAAAUGUGUUCAAGACUGCGUUUACUGAAAAUGAAGAUGACGAAAGCCGACCAGCAGUUGCCUUAAUCCGCAAACUGAUAGCUGUGUUGGAGUCAAUAGAGCGCCUACCUCUCCACUUAUAUGAUACACCAGGCUCAACGUAUAAUUUACAAAUACUGACAAGGAGGUUACGCUUCCGUUUGGAGCGUGCUCCAGGUGAAACAGCCCUGAUUGACAGAACUGGUAGAAUGCUAAAGAUGGAGCCGCUGGCCUCCGUUGAGUCACUGGAGCAGUAUCUGCUCAAGAUGGUGGCCAAGCAGUGGUAUGACUUUGACAGGUCUUCAUUCAUCUUUGUUAGGAAGCUCAGAGAGGGUCAGAGCUUCACCUUCAGGCACCAGCAUGACUUUGAUGAAAAUGGAAUUGUGUACUGGAUUGGCACCAAUGCGAAGACCGCAUAUGAAUGGGUGAACCCUGCAGCUUAUGGAUUAGUGGUGGUGACUUCCUCCGAGGGCAGAAACUUGCCCUAUGGCCGACUUGAAGACAUCCUGAGCAGAGACAGCUCCGCGCUCAAUUGUCACACCAACGAUGACAAAAACGCAUGGUUUGCCAUCGAUCUUGGUUUAUGGGUCAUCCCCUCUGCAUACACACUUCGGCACGCUCGUGGAUAUGGCCGAUCCGCCCUCCGGAAUUGGGUAUUUCAAGUGUCCAAAGAUGGUCAGAACUGGAUGACUCUCUACACCCAUGUGGAUGACAGCUCCCUCAAUGAGCCGGGGUCAACAGCCACAUGGCCUCUGGAUCCAUCCAAAGAUGAGAAGCAGGGCUGGAGACACAUUCGUAUUAAACAGAUGGGGAAGAAUGCCAGCGGACAAACGCACUACCUCUCCCUGUCUGGUCUAGAAAUCUAUGGCACUGUUAUUGGUGUGUGUGAGGACCAGCUGGGUAAAGCAGUGAAGGAGGCGGAGGCCAACUUGAGACGGCAGCGCCGGCUCUUUCGCUCUCAGGUGAUGAAGUACAUUGUACCAGGGGCACGGGUGGUACGCAGGGGUAUCGACUGGAAGUGGAGGGACCAGGAUGGCAGUCCUGCUGGAGAGGGCACUGUGACUGGAGAGGCUCAUAAUGGCUGGAUUGAUGUCACCUGGGAUGCCGGUGGCUCAAACUCGUAUCGUAUGGGUGCGGAAGGGAAGUUUGACCUCAAGCUUGCACCAGGGUACGACCCUGAGUCAGCGCCGUCACCCAAACCUGUCUCAUCCACUGUUGCAGGCACGCCGCAGUCCUGGAGCAGCCUGGUGAAAAAUAACUGUCCAGACAAGGGUGGCUCAUCCUCCACAGCAGGGGCCAGCUCCUCUAGCCGCAAGGGUAGUAGCAGUUCGGUGUGUAGCGUGGCCAGCAGCAGCGAUAUAAGCCUCAGCUCCACCCGAGUAGAGCGCAGAGUCGAAAGCCUGUUGGAGCAGGGAGUAAGCAUCGGAGAAGGGCCCCUGGGGGCAGAGGGCCAAGAACCGAUAGUUGUGCUUUCCACAGCUGAUGCCGGCUCUGCCUCCAGCACCAGCACACUAACUGCAGACACAGGAAGUGAAAGUGGCGAACGUAAAACACCAGCACCCGAUGGCACUUCAAGACAGUCGGCAGAGUCAACGGCUAUCUCUAUGGGAAUCGUGAGUGUGAGCUCACCAGACGUCAGCUCUGUUUCGGAGUCCUCUAGUAAGGACGCUGCAUCCCAGAGGCCCUUGUGCUCUGCUACCAGUGCACGGCUGUCUGUCAGCUCGCUUUUGGCAGCUGGAGCGCCCAUGAGCUCCAGUGCCAGUGUCCCCAACUUGUCCUCUCGCGAGGCCAGCCUGAUGGAGUCGUUUGUUCGCAGAGCACCCAACAUGUCUCGCACCAAUGCCACCAACAACAUGAACCUGAGCCGAAGCAGCAGCGACAACAACACUAACACACUGGGACGCAAUGUAAUGAGUACUGCCACUUCUCCUCUCAUGGGUGCACAGAGCUUUCCUAACCUUACAACCACUGGUACCACCUCAACUGUCACAAUGUCCACCUCCAUAGUAACCAGCAGCAAUAAUGUAGCCACGGCAACUACAGGUUUGUCCGUCGGCCAGUUGCUAAGUAACACGCUGACGACCAGCCUGACUUCUACAUCUAGUGAAAGUGACACAGGUCAGGAGGCUGAGUUUUCGCUCUAUGACUUCCUGGACAGCUGUCGGGCCAAUACAUUGCUUGCCGAGUUAGAUGAUGAAGAGGACUUGCCAGAGCCAGACGACGAUGAUGAUGAGAAUGAGGAUGACAAUCAGGAGGAACAGGAGUAUGAGGAAGUUCUGGAGGAAGAGGAGUAUGAAACCCAAAAGGGGGUCGGCGCAGGGACCUGGGACGACGACUUUGUGCUGAAACGACAGUUUUCUGCUUUAGUACCUGCAUUUGAUCCUAGACCAGGCCGGACUAAUGUCCAGCAAACUACUGACCUGGAAAUCCCUCCACCAGGUACACCUCGCUCAGAGGUACAGGAGGAGGUUGAGUGUACACCUUCACCCCGUCUGGCUCUCAUCCUGAAAGUGGCAGGUCUAGGGACAACGCGAGAAGUAGAACUACCUCUCAACAACUACAAGUGCACCAUUUUCUAUUAUGUCCAAAAGCUUCUCCAGCUCUCAUGCAAUGGUGCUUUUAAACCUGACAAGCUUAGACGCAUCUGGGAACCUACGUAUACGAUAAUGUAUAGAGAAUUGAAGGACUCUGACAAAGAAAGAGAGAGUGGAAAGAUGGGUUGCUGGUCUGUAGAGCAUGUGGAACAGUACCUUGGCACAGAUGAAUUACCAAAGAAUGACUUGAUAACCUACAUGCAGAAGAAUGCAGACUCAACUUUCCUGCGCCACUGGAAAUUAACCGGCUCUAAUAAAAGUAUUAGGAAAAACAGAAAUUGUUCGCAGCUCAUAGCUGCAUACAAGGACUUCUGUGAACAUGGCUGCAGAUCUUCAGGACUGAGUUCAGGAACGUUGUCCGCCACGCAGAGCUGUGACAUUCUGAGUGCUGCACGCGAGCAGGCUCAGGCCAAGGCGGGCUCAGGACAGAGCGCCUGCAGCGUAGAGGACGUACUGCAGCUCUUGCGCAUCCUCUUUACUAUCGGAGGAGAACCCUCAUCCGGCCGCACACUACAGGAAGAUGUGGAAGAGCUGCAGUUCAAUGCAUCACCUGAGGAAUUCACCAGCAAAAAAAUUACAACCAAAAUCCUGCAGCAGAUUGAGGAGCCACUGGCCCUGGCUAGCGGGGCUCUCCCAGAUUGGUGUGAACAGUUAACCAGCAAGUGUCCUUUCCUCAUACCAUUUGAAACCCGGCAGCUUUAUUUCACCUGCACUGCAUUUGGAGCCUCCAGGGCAAUUGUCUGGCUCCAGACGAACCGAAGAGAAGCCACUAUGGAACGUUCCCGACCAUCCACAACGGUUCGCCGUGAUGAUCCUGGCGAGUUCCGUGUAGGUCGGCUCAAGCACGAGCGUGUCAAGGUGCCUCGCGGAGAGAGUAUGAUGGAGUGGGCCGAGAGUGUGAUGCAGAUACAUGCUGACAGAAAGUCUGUACUGGAGGUGGAGUUCCAGGGGGAGGAGGGCACUGGUCUUGGACCCACCCUGGAGUUCUAUGCUCUCGUGGCUGCAGAGUUCCAGAGGACUUCCCUUGGUAUCUGGCUCUGUGAUGACGACUUCCCAGAUGACGAGUCACGUCAAGUGGAUCUGGGCGGAGGCUUGAAACCACCAGGCUAUUAUGUGCAGCGUUCCUGUGGCCUUUUCCCUGCUCCCUUCCCUCAGGACAGUGAUGAACUGGAGCGUAUUACCAAGCUUUUCCUGUUCCUUGGCAUCUUUUUGGCCAAAUGCAUCCAGGACAACCGGCUUGUGGACCUGCCCAUAUCCCAGCCUUUCUUCAAACUGCUCUGUAUGGGCGACAUCAAAAGCAACAUGAGUAAGCUUCUUUAUCAACCUCGUGUCGAGUCGGACUGCCACUUCUCUGAAAUCCAGUCCGAAGCGUCUACCGAGGAGGGUCAGGACACAUACUCAGUGGGUAGCUUUGAUGAAGACUCCAAGUCCGAGUUCAUCCUUGACCCACCCAAGCCCAAGCCACCAGCCUGGUAUCAUGGCAUCUUGACCUGGGAGGACUUUGAACCGGUGAAUCCUCACAGAGCACGGUUCCUGAAAGAGCUGAAGGCACUGUCUGUGAAGCGCAGGCAGAUCCUGGGCAGUAAGAGUCUGUCAGAGGAUGAGAAGAACACACGGCUACAGGAUCUCAUGCUGAAGAACCCUAUGGGCUCUGGCCCACCACUUAGUGUAGAAGAUCUAGGAUUAAAUUUCCAGUUCUGUCCAUCAUCCAAAGUACAUGGUUUCUCAUCAGUAGACUUGAAGCCCAAUGGAGAGGACGAGAUGGUCACCAUGGAAAACGCAGAGGAGUACGUAGAGCUCGUGUUUGACUUCUGCAUGCACACAGGAAUCCAGAAGCAAAUGGAAGCCUUUAGAGAGGGCUUUAACAGGGUGUUUCCUAUGGAGAAGCUCAGCUCAUUUAGUCAUAAAGAGGUGCAGAUGAUCUUGUGUGGCAACCAGUCUCCAUCCUGGACCGCUGAGGACAUUGUUAACUACACAGAACCUAAACUUGGCUACACGCGGGACAGUCCUGGUUUCUUGCACUUUGUUCGAGUGCUGUGUGGAAUGUCAUCAGAUGAGAGGAAAGCCUUCCUCCAAUUCACCACAGGCUGCUCGACCCUGCCCCCUGGUGGACUGGCCAACCUACAUCCACGUCUCACAAUAGUCCGGAAGGUUGAUGCUACAGAUGCCAGCUAUCCUUCAGUUAACACGUGUGUGCAUUACUUGAAGUUGCCGGAAUAUUCCUCCGAAGAGAUCAUGAGAGAGCGGCUCCUCGCUGCCACUAUGGAGAAGGGCUUCCACCUCAACUGAGCAUGCUCUCCCUACAUCAUUGACCAACUCCCAUACUGGUGAAGCCUGUCGUGUUUUGUUGCAGAAAAUAAAGCUGUGCUUUGAUGAAAUCCUUUUCCCCUAAGCACCUCACAUGUACCCAAAUAAACCGGAAAAACAGUCCCAUCUUAGCUCCACUAGCUCCUGAAACUCCACUGACGGCUUCACAAGGCCUUUCCCAGGUCACUCUACACUGCUUUAAGGGCUUGAGCCGCUGGCAGCCAGGGUAGUCUCUCCUCACCUACUGUGUUUACUGUCAUUGUAAAUUUUGGCAUAGAUCAUCUUUUUCAGACCCAGAUAUCACCAUCUGCAGCGCCAGACCCUGGACACAAGCACACCCGCUUCUGUAGAGCUAACUAUAGAGUGUUUGGGCAUUUCCUUAACAGAUUUUAAGUUUUACUAGUGCCUGCAUUGUUGAAAUAUUAGGAUUUUUUCUUUCUUUCAUUUGUUUUACUUAAUCUGUCUGCAUACAAUCAUGCACACGCUUUUCCUUUUUUGCUUCCGUUACUGUGUAUGUUUUCAACUGUUUGUUGCCCUGCUAAAGUAUCAAAGUCCCCGAGUGCAUUUGUGUAAUUUUACAAUAAAGCUAUAGAUACAGAAACACUGGUUCUGUGUGAAAGGCACAUUAAAAAAAAAAAAGGUAAAGAAAAAAGACAAAGCAAAAAGCAAGCUGUGCUUUCCCUUGUAUUUUCUUUGUAUAUUAUAAACCUUUAUUUAACUCAAGUUGCAGUUUGAAGUAAACAAAUAUUUUCAAA